Molecule: messenger RNA, 322 nt
Organism: Gongylonema pulchrum
Lineage: Eukaryota; Metazoa; Nematoda; Chromadorea; Rhabditida; Gongylonematidae
Source: the annotation of a GenBank genome assembly
UACACGGAAACCAAAGAAAUAAGUCUUCUAGCAAAAUUUGUCUUUGUUUCAGUUGUUGUAUAUUUAAGAUUUCACAUUGCCGUUACUGCUUCAAUAUUGGCCGUGAACAUCGAAGCAAUGGAGUGUACUGGGUUCAGGAACUAUUAUUUGAUAUAGUAAAUGAAGCAAAAACAACGAACGAAAUCGAAAUUCAGAAACGUUUGCGGCAAUGUCGACGACGUAGUGCUGCUGUUGAGGCGCAAGCACUGAAAGAAAGCCGACAGUCGUUUGAAUUAACUGACGAAGAAUUACUGAAGGCUUUUACAGAUGCUAAGGAUUAAUC